AUGACAGAAAAAGUCAUCACCGAUGCCAGUUCGUUUCUGGGGCAAGGCUGUGAGAUGCUGGACAAGAUUGAGGAGGAUAUCACAGCUUACAAGGGGGCGCUGGAGUUGAAGACGACGAAAGAGCUUGUUGGGUAUGAUGCUCAUGGCUGCAAGGCCAAGAAGGGAAAAACAUGCGGCAAACCUAUCGUCUGUCCCAUCUCGGCUGGGUUCAAGGACAAAUGCAUAUGGCGCGGCUCAGGGGGUGACUGCAACGGGCAGUGCCGCGAGGGCGAGAUCAAGAUUGCCGGAUCCAGCUGGGGUGGCAGUCCUGGCGAGUCUGGCACCAAUCGAUGCAGCCGUGGUGCGGCAAGCACUGCAAGGCCGACGAGGAAAAAGGUCGCUUACGCCACCGACAUUCAUGAAAAGUGCUGGAAGCACGAUGAGUCGCUCAAAAAGCGGAAUGGUUCCAUCACCCUUCCUUCAUCUCUUCAUAAGCGCUGGGGGAGGACGGUGGGCAACGACUACUGCUGUCCCAAGAACAAGCCAGUUCCCUACAAGAAGUGCCAUUGGGUAGGGAGCAAGGACUGUGCGGUUCCUAACUGCGAGAGACAUGAGAUCUUCCUGGCUACGAACGACUAUGGGGAUGCCGAUUAUUACCCUUGCAAUUUGAACGAAGAGUCACUGAACCCGGUUGCUGAAUGCAAUUCCGAGAUUUGCUCUGUUCUGGAUGGUGGGGGGUGUUCGGACCCAGACGAAGGUGAAACGGAUGAUGGUGCCGAUUAUCCCAACAGAGAUGGGCCCAGUAGAGACACGUUGGUCGUGGCCAGCCGUGCUAUUGCUGCGGGCUCAUCCGCGGUUCGCGGUCAGACCUGGUACGCCUACGGUCCCGAGCCCCUGAACGACAGCGAUGACGAGGUCGACGGCACGCUCUCGGAUCAUACAGGCGUGGGACUCGAAGCAAGAGUCCCCUCAAGCUUUGGAGUCCGAAGGUCAAUGACAGUCGUGGUCAAAACACUGGCAGGUUCCAGUGCGGCUGGCAUCAAGGGCGCUGGGAAUCUGAUAAUGAAAUCCAUGAAGUACAGAACCGGCCCGAGGACUUUUGAAGGUCCCGGAUCCGAGACGCUGAAGUUGAAGGCCGGCUUUGGGAUGGCCAAGGAUGUUUGCGAUGGCACGGUGGCCCAGUGGUGGAAGCAAGACAGCCUGCCUGCACUUGCCGGAAAGCUGAGGUAUGACGCUGAACAUUUGCUUGAUUUCUCAAUCAUGCCAGCUUGGGCCCGGACAGGCUUGUCCUCUGGCGAGCUCAAUCCGCAAGUCCUCCUGGAUGUGUGGCACAAGGCAUAUCCGGAGAACAUCCACCUGGCAGAGCUCGGCGCCAUUGUCACAGAUGUCAAGGGGUGGACUCCACCAGUGACACCGAACGACCGCAUGUUCACCAUCAUGGGAUGA
Molecule: messenger RNA, 1425 nt
Organism: Podospora pseudopauciseta
Lineage: Eukaryota; Fungi; Ascomycota; Sordariomycetes; Sordariales; Podosporaceae
Exons: 5
Coding region: 1-1425 (474 amino acids)
Source: RefSeq, a predicted model, not a curated record